AAAGAGACGCAGAAAAUAGCAGCUUUGCCGAUGAUUGGACAAAACGACACCGCAGACGGGUCUCUCCUGGCCAAGGCCGUUGACAGCAUUGAUUUCCUGCUCCACCUUUCCCUCAGCCGAUGAUCGAGAUUGAUUCGCUAUUGACUCAUUCCUCUGCCAAGAAUCCAAGACGCUGCAAUGUAAGGUACGGAUACAGGUCGGGUCACUCUGCACUCCGAUGCCUCCAAACUCUUGUUCAGUCCCUAGGCCUUGCUCACCGAUGGUUCGUGCCCCUGAAAGACGUUACAGGCGACAAUGGUAACCCCCCGAGGGUCCCCAUCUGUGUGCCUGGAGACCUCAGUGGAAACCCUGAGUCUUUGAUGGCCAGGCCCGGUCUACGUACAGGGCAUUGGACGUGUAUUGGCCGCAGUGUUACUUUGUACCGUACGAAUGCCGAUACGAAGGACGGGCGGCGAGACGACGAUCCUGCUGUUUCCAGGCUGCCCUCCCGUCUGGAGCCGUGCGGCGUGCCACGCCGAAGUGCCCGCAACUUUAAGCAAGCGUUGGAAUAUUUGGGUCUUGGCGGGUGAGGCGAGCCAGGCGCCAUCUCUUGUUCAUUUCGUGCCAAUCUCGCCAGCACCUUUCAAGCCAUCAUCACCGACAUCACACUGGGUCUUGGCGGAGUCCCCUUAAUAAUCCAAGUUGGCACGCCUAGCAUUCAAUGUCUGAAACUGAAGCUCAAGCUUAAGCCGCUGCUCGUUACGGAUACUUGUGUGGCCACCAGCCGCUGCACAGUCAGCAAGUCCUCGACAGCCACGCACGCCUACGGAGUACACCUCACUUUUCCAGUGCUCACUG
Messenger RNA from Colletotrichum phormii, 837 nucleotides. RefSeq lists its product as uncharacterized. The transcript has 2 exons. The record is from RefSeq and is a predicted model, not a curated record. The coding region runs from base 120 to 569 and encodes 149 amino acids. NCBI's taxonomy places the organism in Eukaryota, Fungi, Ascomycota, Sordariomycetes, Glomerellales, Glomerellaceae.